Messenger RNA from Ailuropoda melanoleuca (giant panda), 2225 nucleotides. RefSeq names its product archaelysin family metallopeptidase 1 (gene AMZ1). Lineage: Eukaryota; Metazoa; Chordata; Mammalia; Carnivora; Ursidae. Bases 717 to 2225 code for a protein of 502 amino acids. The record is from RefSeq and is a predicted model, not a curated record. The transcript has 8 exons. Gene Ontology annotation, molecular function: metallopeptidase activity. Gene Ontology annotation, biological process: proteolysis.
GGCAUGAGCGAGCGAGCACGCCUGGCUGUGUGUGCGACCCGUGUGUGCGGUGGGGGGGAGUGAGGGCUCGGGGCAGUGCGCGGGGAGGGCCGCGGGCCCGGGCGUGCACUGUGCACGCGUGCGCACAGAGGCAGGUGUGUCUGUGCGUGUGCUGGGAGUGCCACGCGCAGGCGGGGGGUGUGCAGGGCUGGGGGCCGACAAGCUGUGAUGCAUGCCCGCGCAUCUACCUGAGCACUCAGGAGCCGGGCAUCGCGCUGGACGCGGACGGGAACGCGACCGAUGUGGCCACUGCGCCCCAGCCAUAGCACGCCAUCGUGGGCCAAGGACAGCCACUGACCAGAAGUUUCCACGUCUGCUACAACAAGAUGUUUGUUGCCACCUCAUCUCUUACGGUUUAAGCGACAGACUCCCUCGCAUGGCUGGGGACCCUGAUGACAAAUCCCUCAGCGAUCCGUGGGGGCACUUGUUUCUCCAGAAUGAGACUGGGCCGACGGGGUGCUGCCAGGCCUGGACGUGUCCGUGCCGCCCCUUGCUGUUGCUGAGCAGACCCCACGCCGGGCAGGGCCAGGAGUCACGGGCCCCCCACCCAGCGUCCAUCGGAGGGGAGCCUUCAGCUGUGCCCAUCGGCCUGUAGGAAGGUUCUGGAAGAGCUGGUGGCCAUCCCCGGAGAGGUUCAUGGGCAACAGCAGGGGCUCCCCGGAGUGGCCAGGCCCGCCAUGCUGCAGUACAGGCCGGCCCAGGAGUUCAGCUUCGGCCCACGGGCCCUGAAGGAGGCGCUGGUCUCCGCCGACCCGGCCCUGCAGCAGCUCUACGCGUCCACCUUCAGCCCCGCUGAGAGGCUUUUCCUGGCUGAGGCCUACAACCCCCAGAGGACCCUCUUCUGCACGCUGGUCAUCCGCACGGCCUUCGACUGGCUCCUCAGCCGCCCCGAGGCCCCCGAGGACUUCCAGACCUUCCACGCCUCCCUGCCGCCCCGGAGGCAGAGCCCUGCCCGCAAGCACAUCUACCUGCAGCCCAUAGAUCUGAGUGAGGGGCCGGCGGGUGGCGCUCUGUUGGAGCACCUGAGGAACUGCACGGAGGCCUUUUUCUUGGGCUUGCAGGUCAGGUGCCUGCCCUCGGUGGCGGCCACGUCCAUCCACUGCUCCUCGCGUCCCAGCCAGGACUCGGACAGGCGCCAGCUCCACACAGACGGCAUCCUGUCUUUCCUGAAGGACAGUAAGCCGGGUGACGCGCUGUGCGUGCUGGGCCUCACGCUGUCCGACCUGUACCCGUGCGAGGCCUGGAGCUUCACCUUUGGCAAGUUCCUUCCAGGACACGAAGUGGGGGUCUGCAGCUUUGCCCGGUUCUCGGGGGAUCUCCUGCCGUCGAGGCCCAGUGCCUCUGACCCAGCCCCGGUGGAGGUGGCUGCAGAUGGCCCCAAGACUCCCGUGCAGGACAGUGGCCAGACCAUGUGCUUCAGCGCCCUGGGGAUGGUCCAGUGCUGCAAGGUCACAUGCCACGAGCUCUGCCACCUCCUGGGCCUGGGGAACUGUCGCUGGCUGUGCUGCCUCAUGCAGGGGGCGCUCAGCCUGGACGAGGCCCUGCGGCGGCCCCUGGACCUCUGUCCCAUCUGCCUGCGGAAGCUGCAGCACCUGCUGGGCUUCAAGCUUGUCGAGAGGUACAAGAGACUUUACGCCUGGACUCAAGCCGGGAUGCAGACGCGGCCCAGCCCGGACACAGGGGCGUCGUCGGUGGCAGAGGACACCCUGCCCAGCAGCGCGGACUCGGGCCUGAGCUGCGGGAGCGUGUCGGAGCCAGGCAGCAGCCUGUCAGAGCCCCUUACCCCUGACGCGUGGAGCCACAGCUUCUCCGUGGGGCCGGAGCUGGAGCCCGAGGAGGGGCUAGGCUCGCUAGCCGUCCCCGAGAGCCUGCCGCAGCUCGGACCCCCGCCGGAGGCCAUUGAAGAGCAUGGGCGGUGGCUGGCACUGUGCAUCCAGGCCCUGGAGCGCGAGGUGACGGAAGAGGAGCUGGCGCAGGUGGACGGGGCCGUGGACGCCCUGGCCGGGUGGGAGAUGUUCACAGGGCGGCUCCCAGCCAUCAGGCCAGACCUGCCCUGUGGCCGGGACGGCAUGGGGCUGCGCAGGGUCCUGGGGGGCACGUUCUCCUCACUGAGGAGGAGGCUGAGCGCACGCAAACUGUCUAAGGCGGGAUCGUCCCCUUGUCGCUGGAGGGCGGAGGAGAAUUAA